AUGGCGACGCAGGUUUCGUGCGGGGGUUCUGCGGUUGACAGCAGGGACCAUGGGCAUACGCCUGACGCCGAAGCGAGCAAAAACACUCCAAAAGAAUCGCUGGACUACGGUGACUUCACUCUGGCAGCCCUGACUUCCUCUCAAACCCAGCACUACUUAGAUUUUCUGCGCCUACGAACUCCGUCGAAAGCAGAUCUGCCGAGCCUGGACGUCCUCAUUGCAGCCAAUCUCGAGCGGAUACCGUUCCAGAGCAUCGACACAGUCUUCGGCCAGUUCGGUUCUCUGGAAGCCAGUGAAGUUUUUUCUAAGGUCGUGAAGGAAGGUCGUGGGGGCAACUGCUUCGAAUUGAACUCUCUCUUCGCGAGACUGUUGCUAUCGCUGGGCUACAAAGUUCAGGUUCGCUGCGCCAGGAUUCGCUGGGCGGUUCCAGAGGAUUCUCCGCCGACGCCGGUGGAUCACAUGGUGCUCUGCGUCAGUGUAGGCGUCGGAGAAGGGUCUGGUCAAGAAAGGCUGUUCUUGGUCGACGUAGGCUUCGGGGGACCUAGUCCACGGCGCGCCUUGCCACUCGAAGGUGACGCGAAGCCUUAUCGCCUUCGCACGCUCGAUGAUGAUUGGGCCAAGCCAAUCGAAGUGUCGAUCCUAACCACAGCUGGGCAAAGCUCCUUGUGGCUUCCGCUGUAUCACGUCUUCGCUUACUCGCACGAGUGGCCAGAUUUUAUGGAUAAAUCGUGGUACUUUGCCACGUAUCCAGGCGUCGUCUUCCGCGAUGUUUUAUCAGUCAGUCGUUACGAAGGGGACUGCUGGCUGACGCUCCGUAAUCGUCACUUCACUCGCCGACGCUGUACAUCCAGUGGGAUGGGAGUGGUGACUGAACAUCGUCUCAUCACGAGCACACGGGAUCUACUGUCUGUGAUCGAUGGUGAAUUCAAACUGAAGGUCGACCCAGACCUGGACGAAAAAGUACGCGUGCACUUGCAGCUUCCUUAA
This is a messenger RNA of Dermacentor silvarum, 987 nucleotides long. Its product is annotated as arylamine N-acetyltransferase. The transcript has a single exon. Gene Ontology annotation, molecular function: acetyltransferase activity. Lineage: Eukaryota; Metazoa; Arthropoda; Arachnida; Ixodida; Ixodidae. The record is from RefSeq and is a predicted model, not a curated record. Bases 1 to 987 code for a protein of 328 amino acids.